Messenger RNA from Daldinia childiae, 2202 nucleotides. RefSeq lists its product as uncharacterized. Lineage: Eukaryota; Fungi; Ascomycota; Sordariomycetes; Xylariales; Hypoxylaceae. The coding region runs from base 1 to 2202 and encodes 733 amino acids. The transcript has 2 exons. The record is from RefSeq and is a predicted model, not a curated record.
AUGGCGAGCUCCAAUGAAUUCACCGUACCAGUCGGCACUCGUCAUUCAUUUGGUAUAGAAUUGGAAUUUCUGGUAGCUUAUUUACCGAAUAGUGAGCCCGAUCCAAAUGAAACCGAAGCUCACUUGCUCCCCCCUCUACUACGAGUCGAUACUUCUAACUACAAAGCCACGAUAGAAAUCAGGGAAAGUAUUCGUGCUACUCUUAAGGCAAAUGGGGUUCCUGUUUCUGAAGCUAAUAGUGGUUUCGCUACGUCGACAGAUUUGACUAGGGACAAAUUACCUUAUCGACUUCGUGGAAAAAACAAAUGGAACGUCGCUCUAGAUGGUAGUCUCGGGGAAACGUUCAUGGAUAAAUACAAGUGGCAACCUAUCGAAAUCCAAAGCCCAGCGUUAUGGGCAACGGACGAGUCGUUCAAAGAGAUUGAGCAUGUUACCAACGUCCUCACUUAUAACUACCGCCUCCGUGUCAAUCCAACAUGUGGUUUCCACGUUCAUGUCGGGAACGGAACAGAUUUCUUCACGGGUGAAGCAAUCAGGAGAUUAGGUAUGUUCCUCUGGGCUGCCGAUCCUACACUCUCACGUCUGCACCCCCCGUGGCGCAGAGUUCACUCAUAUUCAGCGAGCAUUCGUUACCAUAGCCAACUAGCCACUAAAGGAACUACUAUAAAAGAUGUCAAAAAAGAGUUUGAACAGUGGUUGUCGACUGAUGACCCCAUAGCAAUAACUAAAUUUUCAGAUACCACCAGGGAGGAAGUAGCAUUCGGCAGUGUGGAAAGGUGGGAGGCAUACGCAAAGUGGCGUAAUCGUGUACAGCUUAUGGUUCUCGCGCAAUGUGCGUCUAUGUAUGAUAGUGGUCUCAAUGAGAUAGAUGAUGAAAAAUUUUACAAAGUUUUAGUAGCAAGCGCGCCGUAUUUCGAAGCUGCGCGUUUCGGUUGGCAAUACGAUCCAGUUGCUAAAAACUUCUCCUUAGCAUCAUCUGUCGUUGGCCCCAUACUCUCAAAGCCGAGACCAAAGAAGGAAGAGCGGAUCGACUGGCCCUAUACCAUCAGAAAGUGGCAAAACGCAGUUGAGCUAAUGGAACCAGAUAAAGAUGACGAUCACCCAAGCUUCUCUGAAUACAACAAAGCCAUACAAACGAACGUGGGUAUCUCGAAUCUGUUCAAGAAAUUCGGAUCCCGCGCCGACUCACCAGAUUCGCAGUAUCAGCGCAACAUACCAUCGCCGCGUUCUGAUAUUAGCCUUACAUCGUCUCCUAUCACCAUCCCUUUAUCAUCUUCCCCUGAUGCUUCUAAACUGGGGUCCAGCCCCCUGGAUCCCAACCCGGAGCCUCUACCCAAAAGUCCAUCUUCCGAUGAGUCAUCUAACGAUUCGCUACCUAAGCUACAAAGAUGUUUUUCCAAUCUAUCCUAUCACCAUAAUAUAGAUUUCAACGCACCAUGUAGUCCUUUCCCCUCAUACGUCGAUUACGAGUCUGAGGAGGAGGAGUCCUGGCCACAGAAGAUGCGCCCCCACGACGUAGGUGAUAUCACAGCCCUCUACCAGUCCGAAAUCGCCAAGUACGCCUCGAUCCCCGACGCAAUGUGGGACCGCAUCGGCUGGGUUCCGUCGAUUUUAAACCCCCUCCCAGACCCAGCGGGCGAGAAUGCAAAAAACGACCCUAUUUUCUCCAACGCGUACACGAACGAAAGAUCGACGGUACCAAAAGUGCACCCUAUUACUUCGGGAAUUGAAGGUAUCGCCAAACUCGCGGCCUGCGAUUCGGCCAUGGCCGUCGCGACGCUCCUCGAGGGCCCGUUCGGCCGCCGCCUCAACUACAACUUCAAGCACUACUCGGCGUCGGCGUUGAGAGACGAUAGGGAAGAAGGGAUCAUGUCGGUGAACCCGCGCACGAUCGAGUUCCGCGAGGCGGCGGGGACGCUCGACGCGAAGUGGAUUUCGAUGUGGGUGCGCAUCACGACGGGACUUGUGCGAUUUGCACGACUCGCGAGUCCCGCCGAUUACCUAGUCGUUUUAGAUAGGCUUAUGGAACAAGAGGAUCGCGAUGUCGCUAUCAGGACGGCUAAGGCUAAUGGGACUUACGACCCUGCAUAUCACAACGAAGACGAUAGGUACGAUGUUUGCGAUUUGCUCGAGGAUAUCGGGUUAUUCUCCGAAGCCGCUUUACUUCGGAGGCGGGAGCAGGAGCGUGGCCCGCCUAGGUGA